Anarrhichthys ocellatus (wolf-eel) is the source of this 666-nucleotide messenger RNA. RefSeq names its product SCL-interrupting locus protein homolog. Lineage: Eukaryota; Metazoa; Chordata; Actinopteri; Perciformes; Anarhichadidae. Gene Ontology annotation, cellular component: microtubule organizing center. Gene Ontology annotation, biological process: smoothened signaling pathway; microtubule organizing center organization; mitotic spindle organization. The annotation marks the transcript as partial. The record is from RefSeq and is a predicted model, not a curated record. The transcript is spliced from 2 exons.
GGUCACAUGAUGCUAACUGUAGGUAUUUUAAUGUGACCCUCCAUGUGUCCUCAGAAUCAGCUCACCAGUCGUCUCCAGGAUUCGGACAGUAAACAGGAAGUGGAAAAUGAGUCUAGCAGGAGGAGCCUGUCUGUGUCCUCUCAGUCCAGGAGGAAGCAGAGCUGUGGAGGAGACCCGGUGCUCAGAGCCACUAUGAGGCAGCUGCAGCAGCUCGGAGUCGACGUGGACCGAGAAGAUCUGACGGAGUCUGAGCGCAGAAUCCAUCAAACGGUGGAGAGCAACAGCAUUCUGGCGAGCAUUAACCCGGCGGCGGUUCUGUCCCGUCUCAGCGUGUCCGAGCCGACAGACAGCUGUCUAUUCCCUGAAGGCAGCGUGGAUCUGAGUCUGGAGGCCAACGCCAUCGCCCUGCGUUACCUGAGCGACUCGCAGCUCAGCAGGCUCUCUGUGGGAGGCCACGCCCCCCGCCCAGGGCCCGCCUCCAACCACUCCCUGCUGUCUCCUAGCAACAUGUCUCUGGCAACCAGGAAGUACAUGAGGAGGUACGGCUUGAUCGAGGAGGAGGAAGAGGAGGUCGAUGUUCGCCAGCCGCUGACCGAAGCCCUGAACGUAAAGCUCCUCCCACAGAGUCAGCUGAUCCGGGACUUGCGGCCCAAAAUGCAGCUGUUA